This is a messenger RNA of Auanema sp. JU1783, 648 nucleotides long. The record is from the annotation of a GenBank genome assembly. Lineage: Eukaryota; Metazoa; Nematoda; Chromadorea; Rhabditida; Rhabditidae.
AUGGCAAAAAUUCAAUCCAAUCAUCGACAUCAUAGAGUGGAUACUCUAUGGGAUGCUGAUGCAGACAAAUACAGAGUUUUCUGUCGUAAGAUCCAUGUUACCAAGGCCACCCAAUUUAUUGGCCUUGUUCAACUUGUCAUUAUGGGAAUAUUCAGUAUUGCUCUCCUCUUCUUCGCCACCAAAAAUCUGAAUGGAAACUUCAACGAAAAUGAGUUGUUGGGAAGUAUGGGAAGACGAUACAUCACCUCUUUCUUCACCGCCAUGGUCCUCCAAUUGGCUUUGGUUCUCAUGAUGCUUCAAGGUGUCCGUACUGAACGCCGUUCCCUUCUUCUUCCAUUCAUCAUCUUCGCUUCUUUUGCCGUAUUUUUGGCCUUUGUUCAGGCUUCAUCCGACUUUGUUGCCGCCGCUCAAGAACAACCAGGAGCUGCCACAGGAACUCAGCUUUUCUGCCACAUCAUCGGAAUGUGCAUGCACCUUUGGUGCGUAGGAGUCGUUUGGCGUUGUUAUUGUUAUCUCGGAGAUAAGAAGGUUGCCGAGCAAAUUGGUCAGCAACUCCAAGUUACUUCUCUUGCAUUUGCCUAUGACUAUUCUCAGCCUCCUCCAUAUGCUGAUACCGUUGUUGAGAAGCAUCCUUUGACCAUUGCAUAA